Malassezia japonica is the source of this 348-nucleotide messenger RNA. RefSeq lists its product as uncharacterized. The coding region runs from base 1 to 348 and encodes 115 amino acids. Gene Ontology annotation, molecular function: oxoglutarate dehydrogenase (succinyl-transferring) activity. The transcript is spliced from 3 exons. Lineage: Eukaryota; Fungi; Basidiomycota; Malasseziomycetes; Malasseziales; Malasseziaceae. Gene Ontology annotation, biological process: 2-oxoglutarate metabolic process. The record is from RefSeq and is a predicted model, not a curated record.
AUGUUCCGCACGACGCUGGUCCGGGCGGCUCGCGCGCACAAGCCGUCGAUCACGUUCCCGAACAGGCGCGCGCAGCAGGAGACGCAUGAGCCGCAUCCCCACCCUGACGCGCCCCCGGAGAUUGCCAAGGACUUUGACAACUUCCGCAAGACCUUUGAGUCGGGCCCGCACUUUAACCCCGACAAGGUCGUGAAGCCGGAUGUCUCGAGCGGCGAGCAGGACGCGAUCUCGGGCGCUUCGAGCGUGUUUGAUCUUCCCCCGCGGUUCUGGGACACGCCGUCGAUGCGUUAUUCCCCGGUCGAGAUGGAGGCGAUCAACUCUGGCGGCGCAGCCUUGAUGGACGCGUAG